Molecule: messenger RNA, 1648 nt
Organism: Dendrobium catenatum
Lineage: Eukaryota; Viridiplantae; Streptophyta; Magnoliopsida; Asparagales; Orchidaceae
Product: AT-hook motif nuclear-localized protein 25
Exons: 3
Coding region: 390-1244 (284 amino acids)
Biological process (GO): vegetative to reproductive phase transition of meristem
Cellular component (GO): nucleus
Molecular function (GO): DNA-binding transcription factor activity; minor groove of adenine-thymine-rich DNA binding
Source: RefSeq, a predicted model, not a curated record
CCAUUCAUCUCAUCGCGCUGAUCUCCUCCAAGAAGCCUUUGAGGAGGUCUCCUAAAAAGGGCAGAAGAAGGUACCUAGAAGGUAAAGGAAGCUGACAGAGAGCUCGAUCUGGUAGCAGCAAGAUGAAGCCUAGCCUGUUUCUUCUGUGAAAAUUCAGAUCUUUUUGACCCGUAGAAGGAAAUAAACCAAAGCGAAGGAGAAGGAGAAAAAAGAUUGCCUGCAGAAGGAAUCAACGGAAGAGUGAAUGAUUCUCUGUACAAUUUAGUAAGCAAAGGAAGCAUCUUUCCUACUAGUGUCAUCAUUUCAUUUCAUAAGAUAGCAAUCUUAGAGAUCAUAGAGAUCACCCGUUGAUUUGAUCCAGAAGAAAACUUCGUUUAGCUGGAAGAAAUAUGGCAACUAAGUGGUGGGAGCGCGUCGAUGUUCCGGGGAUGAUGACUGGAAUGGAAUCCACCGGCAGCGCCGGUGGCGUUCUCCACCAACUCUUUCGUACACCUCCGCCGCCACCUACUCUGGAUCUGCAAAAGCUCUCGCCGGAACAGAGUCCCAAGAACGAAACCCCCGCCGCCGCCGGCUCCGCCGGCGAAGAUCAGCAGCCGUUGAGCUCCAGCGGCAAUAAGAGGCCGCGUGGUCGCCCCCCUGGGUCUAAAAACAAGGAGAAGCCGCCGAUCAUAGUCACACGUGACAGUCCGAACGCGCUACGUUCACACGUGCUUGAGAUCGCUGGUGGUGCUGACGUAGCGGAGAGUUUAGCCGAGUACGCUCGGCGGCGUGGGAGGGGGAUCUGCGUUCUGAGCGGCGGAGGGUCGGUGGUCAACGUCGCGCUCCGGCAACCAGGGGCCUCUCCGGCGGCGGUUUUGAGGGGAAGGUUUGAAAUUUUGUCGCUGACGGGGACGGUGUUGCCUCCGCCAGCGCCGCCUGGGUCUGGCGGGCUGACCGUGUUUCUCGCCGGAGGGCAAGGGCAAGUGGUAGGGGGCAGUGUGGUGGGGCCUUUGAUGGCGGUAGGGCCAGUGGUUUUGAUGGUCGCGUCGUUCUCUAACGCUGUAUAUGAAAGGCUGCCGUUGGAAGCAGAGGAGGAGACGGCGGUACCGCCGGCGGCGACAUCACAGUCUUCCGGAGUGACCGGCGGUGAGGGCGGCGGUGGCGGCGGGGUACCUUUUUAUAAUUUGGGGGGCUAUCAGAUUGGAUCAGGAGAAGGUUAUGGGUGGGGAGGAGAGGGAAGCGGUGGAGUUAGGCCUCCCUUUUGAAUAACUUACUACUUUCCUCCUCUUCAUCAUCUUCAUCUUCAUCUUCAUCUUCUUCUUCAUAUCAUAUGUGAUCAUCAAAUUACUGUUCUGCUCUACAAUGAAAAGGCUCAGUCAUUAGAACAAUUGUAGAUCUGGAGAGGCCAAGCUUUUUAAAGUUUCUCAUAAAUCUAUUUCCAGCUAUAUAUUAUUCAUGACCAUCUUAUUUAUACAUAUAUUUUAUAUCUAUUUUAUUUUAUUUUUGUUUCCUGAAGAGCGGUUUAUUUGUAGAUAAAUUGAUUGUUAUCUUCUAAAAUAGAAUGUGAAGUCUUGUAAUUCGAUAUAAAUGUCUUCUGUAUGAAGAUAAAAUAUUUUAUUUCUUGAGCUGGCAUAGUUCAGUAUAUUAUAAUAUAAGUUUGGGAGCUCCA